Molecule: messenger RNA, 1572 nt
Organism: Lichtheimia ornata
Lineage: Eukaryota; Fungi; Mucoromycota; Mucoromycetes; Mucorales; Lichtheimiaceae
Product: acetyl-CoA hydrolase
Exons: 5
Coding region: 1-1572 (523 amino acids)
Biological process (GO): acetate metabolic process
Cellular component (GO): mitochondrion
Molecular function (GO): acetate CoA-transferase activity; acetyl-CoA hydrolase activity
Source: RefSeq, a predicted model, not a curated record
AUGGCAUCUGUCAGUGCUGCUCUUAAGUCUCGUGUUCGUCGCCCCCAAUUGCUCAACAAGGUGGUGAAGGCUGAAGAGACUCUUCCCCUUUUCCAAAACGGCCAGUACCUCGGCUGGUCCGGCUUUACUGGUGUUGGUUACCCCAAGAUGAUUCCCACUGCCCUCGCCGAUCAUGUUGAAAAGAACAACCUUCAAGGCAAGAUGAAAUUCAACCUUUUCGUUGGUGCCUCCACUGGUGCUGAAACUGAGGACCGUUGGGCUACCCUUGACAUGAUUGAUCGUCGCUAUCCUCAUCAAGUUGGCAAGAACAUCAAGAAGGGUAUCAAUGAAGGCCGUAUUCGUUUCGCCGAUAAGCACUUGUCCAUGUUCCCCCAGGAUUUGCUCUAUGGUUACUAUACCAAGGAUAAACCCAACAACAAGCUUGACGUGGUCAUUGUUGAAGCUACUGCCAUUACUGAAGAUGGUGCCAUUGUGCCUGGUGCCUCUGUUGGUGCCACCCCUGAAUUGCUCCAAAUGGCUGAUAAGGUCAUUAUUGAAGUCAACACUCGUAUUCCAUCCUUCGAAGGUCUCCAUGACUUGACCAUGGGCAGCAAGCCACCAAACCGUAAGCCUUACUUGAUCAUGAGCGUUGAAGAUAGAAUCGGUUCGACGGCUAUUCCCAUCGAUCAAGACAAGAUUGUCGCCAUUAUCGAAAGUGAUCGCCCUGAUAACACUGGUCCCAACACCCCUGCUGAUGCCAACUCUGAAGCCAUUGCUGGUCACUUGAUCGACUUUUUGAGCCAUGAGGUCAAGAUGGGUCGUCUUCCUGAUAACUUGCUUCCCUUGCAAUCGGGCAUUGGUAACAUUGCCAAUGCUGUCAUUGGUGGAUUGGCCAAGUCUCCUUUCAAGGAUGUCACUGUCUUUACAGAAGUGUUGCAGGAUACUUUCCUUGAAUUCUUUGACUCGGACAAGCUCAAGUUUGCAAGUGCCACAUCCAUUCGUUUCUCGCCUGAAGGAUUUGAUCGCUUCUACAACAACUGGGAAAAGUACAAGGAUCGUCUCUUGUUGCGUUCUCAGCAAGUAUCCAAUUCACCCGAAAUCAUUCGUCGCCUUGGUUGUAUUGCCAUGAACACCCCCGUUGAAGUGGACAUUUAUGCACAUGCCAAUUCGACAAUGGUGUGCGGUUCCGGUAUGUUGAAUGGCUUGGGUGGUUCAGCCGACUUUUUGAGAAACUCCAAGUUGUCAAUCAUGCAUACACCUUCCGCUCGUCCUUCCAAGAAGGAUCCUACUGGUAUCUCUUGCAUUGUGCCCUUCGCUACCCACGUUGACCAAACCGAACACGACUUGGAUAUCAUUGUCACUGAACAAGGCCUGGCCGAUUUGCGCGGUCUUUGCCCUCGUGAUCGUGCCCAAGUUAUCAUUGACAAGUGCGCUCAUCCUGAUUACAAACCUCUCCUCAAGGACUACUUUGACUUUGCCACUAAGCGCUGCCUUGCAGCUGGCCGUGGUCACCAACCUCACAUGCUUGACAAGGCCUUCAAGAUGCAUACCAACUUGAUGGAGAAUGGUACCAUGAAGAUCGACUCUUGGUAA